AUGCACGACCAAUCUCCGCCAAAGCGUGUAACUCGCGCCCGCGCGGCUGCUAAGACGACUGACACUGGUGUCAAGACAACCAAGAUCGCUACUGCCGCUUCGAAAGCAAAGGUGACCCGCAGCACAUCUAUAUCAAAGCGGAAGACUCGCGCCGACGAUGUUCAAGACGACAGACCCGAUAAGCUCAUAGAGGAAACCAUCGAGCCAGAAUUACCGAGGGCAACAAGAGGACGUGCCAAGAAGGCUGCCGUUGUCCAGCCUGAACCCGAAAUGCAAGAAGAGCCUCCAGCUCCAGCAAAGCCCACUAGGGGUCGCCCUAGGAAGGCUGCGGUUGAACCCCCAGCGCCUGAACCUACUAGAUCCCUUCGCGGACGCCCGAAGAAGGUCGAUGUUCCGGCGGAGACGGUGGUCGUCGCGGAAGAACCUGUGAAGAAGAAUACCCGCGGUCGAGCCGCUACAAUCUCCAAAGCACCGGCACCAAAGAAGUCUGUUAAAUUCGAAGAACCAGACAAGGAAAACGUGGUUCCUCCCGCGAACGUCAAUGGAAAACCCAAAGAAGUGGCCACGGGGCUCAAAGCCAAGCCGGUUCGAAAGCCUGCUGCAAAUGCCACAACGGCUCGAGCAACUCGCGGCCGGGCCAAGGUUGAGGAACAGAAAUCAUCGCCACUCAGCCCGAAGAAAGCGACUCAGGUUGCUACUGCGAAGGACAACAACUCGGAUGAUGAUGAGCUUGCCGCGGUUGAGAAGACCCCCAUGAAGCCAUUGACGAAGAGUCCAGUGAAGCCUCCAGGAAGCAUCUUUACCUCCACCUCCGCCAAAAGACUGGACUUCUCGACCUCCACCACGGUCAACAGUGCCGUGACCCAGGAGUUAAGUGGAUCAAUUCUAGCCAGCCCAGCUCGGCGACCGCCGUCGUCUCCAUUCAAGGAUUCGUUGAAGGCUUCGCCUGAGAGAGCUAACCUUGGAGACUCUAUGCUUCGCCCACCAUUCAAGCUAUCGCUCCCGCCACCACAACCUACGGAAUCAAGUGCCCCCUUAAAAGCUUCACUACUCCAGUCACCAGCCAGGCGUCCGCAAUCACCUAUGAAGGUGGCUGAGAAUGGCUCUCCAACUAGAUCUGGAAAUGAUAGCAUGCCCAGCGCAACACCAAGAGAAGCAACGUUCAAGAUCUCCAGAUUUGGAACACCGAGAACUCUUACAAAGAGUGCAGUUCGUCCAGGACGGAUGCUUCCUCCGAGUGCCUUGACAAACGCUUCAGCUGGAAGCCCAGCAAAAGCGGAAGAGCCCUCUGGGUCGGAUAUGCUGUCUGCACCGAGCUUGAAAUUCACUGGUCGUCUUUCCUCGAUCCUGCCACGUGACUCGGACCCGGCACUCUCACCUUCUGAGCCAGUUGUUGAGGAGAUCGAGAAACAGCCGAAAUCUACACAAGACGAUGAUCCUAUGGUAACGGAGGAAACAAUAACCGUGGCUGGAGGCCCUAUGGAAACUGAGAGCACAACCCCGAUAGCUUCUCCUCCGCGAAAUAGUACAGGAGCAUUCGAUCUUCGCGAAGCCGACGAGAAUCCUUUCUAUGAUUCUGACUCUGAGGAUGAACUUGCUCUAGGAUCUCCGAAAUUCUCACCCACCUCUCUUGGCGAAUUCAAGGUCUCUUCUCCCAACUUUACGUCUUCGCCGGCCACCCCCACACCCUUCACUACUAUUGACAAGACCCCGAGGACAGCCAAAUCUACUGUUCAACGGUCGGAGCGUAAAGCACAAAUUGGAUUCACUCCAUUGGCGAAACAGCUGAGCGAGUGGAUGUCUGCGAGUCCUGGGCAAUCUGCAAAGAGCGGUUCAAAGGCAUUGCCAACAACUAGUGAAACAAACAACGCCAUCCCUGCCGAUAUGGGAGCUGCUGUGCAGCCAUCCCCCGUCAAAAGCUCUUACUUUGAAGAUGAAAUGUCCGUCCGAGAUGAGAUGCAGAUAGCUGGUGAGGACCAGGAGCAAAUUAUUGACGAGAACGAUUUUGCCCCGGUUGAGCUUGACGAGGAAGACUUGGCUCUUGCUUUCGAAGCUGAUGAGAUGUCACUUCUUGACUCAAAUCAGCUUGACAAUAGCGAAGAUGCCGUGGACCAAUUGGCCAGCUACGAGCCGGAGAACAUCCAAAAUGUCGAUGAUAUCGUAGAUGAGUUCUUCAACUCCGAACCUGAGCACAAUCAAAAUGCCGAGAAUAUGGUGGAUGAGUUCAUCAACGCUGAGCCUGAUACUGAAAAUGUCCAGGAAAUGGCUGACAAGUUCACCCAUACUGAGACUGAGAAUGACGCUGAACUCAUCAACCAAUCCGAGGCAAAUGAGAGUGAGGAUGAUCGUGGGCCUGUCAACACCACCGACGAUGAACCCGCGCCUUCAGAGACCAGCCAGGAGUAUGGUGAUGAGAAUGCCAUGCCAAUUGAUCCAGUUCUUCUUGAACUUCCGUCCCAAGCACCGUCGACACCCAAGUUUGUUACCCCAAGACGAGUCCUAACGGAGCGGGUCCUCCAUACCGUCUCGAAGGUUCCACUCAAGGCUGAAGCAGAAGAUUCUCCGAUGAGGCCUUCAUCAAUGAAGCGCAGCGCCAGUAUCUCGAAGCUUCCAGUCCAGAGGCCUACAAACACACUCCCUCGAAGUAAUACAGUAAUCUCAUACUCGCCUUCAAAGAACGCUCGAUCUCAUUCUCCACGGAAAGAUGCCGACAUCCAAGGUGUUUUCGCUACUCCUUCAAAAGCUGACGCAGAUGUCUGGUCUACAAUUGGUACUCCGGCGCGUACGCCCCGCCGAGAUCUAAACCCUGCUCUGUUGAAAGGAGCAGUUGUUUUCGUUGAUGUUCACACAACCGAAGGUGCUGAUGCUUCUGGCCUCUUCGUGGAGCUACUGGUACAAAUGGGUGCUCGGUGCGUGAAGAGAUGGGACUGGAAUGGAAGUAAGGAAGAUGGAAGCAGGAUUGGCAUCACCCACGUAGUGUUCAAGGAUGGUGGUCGAAGAACACUUGAGAAAGUGAAAGAAACCGGUGGAGUGGUGACUUGUGUUGGGGUUGGAUGGGUACUUGACUGUGAGCGCGAAAAUACAUGGCUAGACGAAUCUGCGUACGCUGUGGAUACAGCUAUGGUUCCUCGCGGCGGUCAUCGCAGACGCAAGAGCAUGGAACCGCGUGCUCUCGCAAACCUAAAUGGGGCCCUCAUCCCCUCAACCACCACCACACCUGCCCGCAACACGACUUCCUCCCUCUCGCCAACAAAAGACUUCCUCGGCCUUCCCGAAACCCCGUUAACCUCUAAAUCUCGCCGUAGGGACUCUGUGCAAUGGGUCCGCUCACCCUCGUCUACAAACGACGAUGAAGAUCAAACACUCAUGCUCUCUCCGGUCCCUGCUACUCCCGCACCUGAAGCUAUAUCCUCAUACGGGGAGGAUGGACUCUAUGGCGAGGAGACGCCGGGCGGGCAGACACCUUAUUUCUUGCAUAAGGAACAACUUGUUCAAAAGACCGCGCCUCCUGUGAAGAGAUACUUUGAUUCUACGGAUGGUGGUAAUACGGGAAUUUUGGAUGUCAAGAAGGAUGAGAGUGUCAUGAUGCGGUUGAUGGCAGCGAGGAGGAAGAGCUUGCAAUGGGCACCGAAAGUGGGAAGUCCGCUCGCUAGGUCCGGGUGGUAA
This is a messenger RNA of Amorphotheca resinae ATCC 22711, 3666 nucleotides long. RefSeq lists its product as hypothetical. The transcript is spliced from 2 exons. Gene Ontology annotation, biological process: mitotic cell cycle. The coding region runs from base 1 to 3666 and encodes 1221 amino acids. The record is from RefSeq and is a predicted model, not a curated record. NCBI's taxonomy places the organism in Eukaryota, Fungi, Ascomycota, Leotiomycetes, Helotiales, Amorphothecaceae.